Messenger RNA from Podarcis lilfordi (Lilford's wall lizard), 2001 nucleotides. NCBI's taxonomy places the organism in Eukaryota, Metazoa, Chordata, Lepidosauria, Squamata, Lacertidae. The record is from the annotation of a GenBank genome assembly.
AUGCUGCCGGAGAGGACUGACCCCGGAAGGGGGGUCGGGACCCCUUCCGUCCUUCCCCAUGUUGCUCGAGUCCCGCCCCGUGAAAAGCAGCAGCAGCAGCGCAGGCGCGCCCCCGGCUCAGCCCAAGGGCGGCCAUCCCGGCCAGCGGCCCCGACCGAGAGCCCGCUCCUCCUCCUCCGGGGACUGGCCCACUCCGCCCGCCGCUGCUGCUGCCGCUCUCGUGGCCGGGAGUUCCGCAGCCCAACUCGGCCGCCCGGACUGCCGCGGAGGCUCCGCCCCCGGCCCCGCCCCGGAGAGGAGAGCGGAAGUGGCGUCUGCGCGGAGGCCGUAGAAAGAUCGGUCCGGAAAAGGAAGCGGCGGCCGCCGCUCAGGCCCCGCCCCUCCACUUCCGGGACCUUCUUCCCCUUCCUCUCGGCUGGGCUCGCGGCGCCUGCGCAGAAGCUGCUGGAAGCGACGCUGCUGGCCCGGGACUCCAUGAGCGCCAUCGGGGGAAGCGGCGGCGGAGGCGGCGGCGGAGGCGGCUUGGAGCCCGACCUCAGCCCGGCCGUCCCCGUCCCCCUCCCCGCCGCCGGGGGAGACAGCGCCAAGGGCAGCCCGGGGCUCGUGGCGGCCGGAGCCGGAGGGGCCGGUGAGAGAGGUGGGGGGGAGGGGAAGGGGGGAGGGGCAGUGAGGGGAGGGGAGGGGGAGGGGCAAUGGAGGGGGAGGGGAAGAGCAGUGGGGGAGGGGGAAGUGGGGGAGGGGAGGGGCAAUGGAGGGGGAGGGGAAGAGCAGUGGGGAGGGGAAGUGAGGGGAGGGGCGAUGGAGGGGGAGAGCAGUGGGGGAGGAGGAGGGGGAGGGGCAAUGGAGGGGGAGGGGAAGAGCAGUGGGGGAGGGGAAGUGGGGGAGGGGGAGGGGCAAUGGAGGGGGAGGGGAGGAGCAGUGGGGGAGGGGAAGGUGGGGGGAGGGGCAGUGGGGGGAGGGGCGCCUCCCUCCCUUUGCCCAGGGUCCCUCUCUAAAUCCCUCUCUCUCCCCGCAGGUGCCUCCUCCUCCUCUUCUUCCUCCUCUUCUUCCUCCUCCUCCUCGUCCUCCUCGUCCUCACUCCUGGCUCAUCCCGCGGAGGCAGCGCCCUCGGUGCCCAACGGGAUCUUCGCGCCGCCCGGAGCGGCCGCCAACGGGGACUCGAAGCCUGCCGUCCUUGCCGCCGCCCCGUCCUCCUCGGCCUCCGCCGCCCCAGCCUCCUCUCCCACCUCCAGCGCCCCGCUGGUCGACUUCCUGCUGCAGCUGGAGGAUUACACGCCCACGGUGAGGCCCCCUUCCCCGCCCGGCCCCCGGCAGCCUCGCCGGCCCCUGGUGGCAUCAUCUCCCUCUUGAACCACCCUCCUCGUGCUUCCCUUCCAGAUCCCAGAUGCCGUCACGGGCUACUACCUGAACCGCGCUGGCUUCGAAGCUUCCGAUCCGCGCAUGUAAGUGGAGCCGUGGGGGGAGAGACCAAGUCCCCAGGACAGAUAGACUGCCCCUUCCUCUAGGGGCCCCGUGUGGCUCUUAGAGACCCAUCCUGGGGCUCUCCCACACCUCCCCUCAUCCCUCCUCUGGUCUCCCCUUCCAGCAUCCGCCUGAUCUCCUUGGCCGCCCAGAAGUUCAUCUCCGACAUUGCCAACGACGCUCUGCAGCACUGCAAGAUGAAGGGCACGGCCUCUGGCAGCUCCCGAAACAAGAGCAAGGUGAGGUCCCCCCAAUGUCUCCCUCGCAGGGGGCCCCUUCCGCAACUCUCCCUUCAGGUGCCCAGGCGGGAUGCCCAGCUGACGCCCCUCCCUCUCCCCUCCCCCACUGCAGGACAAGAAGUACACCCUCACCAUGGAGGACCUUGCGCCCGCGCUCUCCGAGUACGGCAUCAACGUCAAGAAGCCCCACUACUUCACUUAGCUGCCAGUCCCCCUGGAUUCGCUCUUGGACUGCUUCUCUUUCCUCUUGGCUGCUGUACCAUUAAAGUUCUCCCUUUCUGGAUCUCCCUCCCUGCCUGUC